Messenger RNA from Oncorhynchus mykiss (rainbow trout), 2620 nucleotides. RefSeq lists its product as uncharacterized. Lineage: Eukaryota; Metazoa; Chordata; Actinopteri; Salmoniformes; Salmonidae. Gene Ontology annotation, molecular function: protein binding; DNA-binding transcription factor activity, RNA polymerase II-specific. Gene Ontology annotation, biological process: regulation of transcription by RNA polymerase II. The record is from RefSeq and is a predicted model, not a curated record. Gene Ontology annotation, cellular component: nucleus.
AUCAAAAGCGUGUGAUUCUUUUCCGAAUGAAAGCGCACGUAGACACCGGCAGCGGAGUAUAUACACGGAUACUUUAGUUUUCACUUUUGCAAGGAUUCUAUGCACUUAUUUAAGAAGAGUGCGUUCACGAUGAAUGUGGGAACAUAUCCUUUAGGGGUCAGCACCCAUGCUGUGGCCCUACUGAGGAAGUUAAAUUUUCAGAGAAUGGAGGGGCAAUUUUGUGACUGUGUGAUUCGACAACAUCUGAACCCGGUGAAACUCUAUCUGGCCCACAAAAAUGUCCUGUCAGCUUCUAGUCCCGUCUUGGCUUCCCUUCUCCCCAGUAAAGGUGCACUGCUGGACUUGCAGUUUCCAUCCCUUUCAACUGAAAUUCUGGGGUCUCUUUUGGAAUUUAUCUACACUGGGACACUACCCCCACCAGAUCAGGAUGAAUCUAUUCUCUCUGCUGCUACUUAUCUGAAAAUGGAUGAACUACAGAAGGCUUUAAUAAGAAGGAGCACACUGAACACAUCAUCUGAGUCUGACUGCACUGUUGCAGAUAUAAAACCCAAUCUAAAGAGGAAAUGCUCAGAUCAGCAGCAAAACAAGAAGAAUGAACAUUCUCCACCGCAGUGUAGCUCAACCCCUCUAAGUUGUGAAGUCGUCCCCGUCAUAUGCCAUGUCAGCACAACUGGAAAGCCUUCUCUAUUGUCAGAAUCCAGACCUGAAAGCAGAAAAUUGAACAGUGAGUCUGACGUGACCAUAAAGGAAGCAGGAGGCAGUGAACGAAAGGUGACACUUGGUCAUGGACACAAUUUAAAGCACUAUGGAUUACAAACGGAUGAUAAUUAUGAGGCAGCUUUAUAUGAGUCACAACCAAAACAAAGCAAGAUUUUAUCUGGCAGUGCAUGCUCCAAUGUCCAGGAUCUGCCCAUGGCUGCCCCAGAGGAUGCAGCAUAUUACACAGGAAGGCAUCAAAGGGAGUUGGAUGAAAAAUCUGUAUUACAAAGUUCUGGGAAUGCCAUCCUGACACAUACUGCUGUAUGUUCAGAAAUUGGUGAGGAGGAUGAUACUGAAAAAAACACAAAUCAGGAAUUUACAUCUCACUUCAAUACUUCAAGUCAUUACUCCAGGAUUCAAAGUUGUCCUCACUUAGAUACAACUUCCAAAUGUAGUGAUAACGAAGGGGUAACUACAAUAGAUCAGUUAGAGUCAAACAAAGAGAAAGGUUCUAAAUGCCACCCCACACGGCAAUUUGAAAAUAUUUCAGAUGCUGAUGAGUACAUCCCUGAUAAUGCCAUAGAAAACACCCCUAAGGGUAAAUUAAAGGAUUUAUGGAGUUCAAUGAUCACCAGUGGAUAUUGUCCCCAGGACGACGAAACAAAAUGCUUUCAGAGUGCUUCUAGAUUAAAUCUAUGGACUGAGGCAACGAGCUACUCUACACUAAACCCCAAAAUAUCUGAGGAGGUAACCUCAAACGAGAGCAGAUGUGAUAUCAAGGGCAGUAACACUAACACCAACGAAAUGGAAACAUAUCAAGGACAAGUUCGCUAUCACUAUCUUGCAAGGGAAAAACAUCACCCUGUACAAUCAAGUGACUCGGACGACGAUGGUCUGUAUAGUGCCAUGGCUAACUCUGACCUCCGAGGAGGCCUUGGCAUAAAUGUCAAAGCCAGCACCUCAGAUUUUGUUUUACUGGACAUUUCAGCCAAACAUCCUUUGGCAGGGUACCCUGACUCCAAUGGGAGUGUGGGUGUGCCUGCAUCUGCCUCUGUCCAGCCUUACCAGUGCACUAUGUGUGAUAGGGCCUUCAGCCAGCGAGGCUCCCUCAACAGACACAUGCGCUCCCACCUGGGAGUUAGGCCCUACUCAUGCCCCCAGUGUCCCAUGACCUUCUCCAGACAGUACCGGGUCACUGAGCACAUGCGUGUCCACCAACGGGGCUGCGAGGACCUUCAGAGGACAGGCCCCACCUGAUGGCAACAACAAUCAAAGCAAUGGAGCUUCAGCUGAAAAUCCUACACAACUUUGGAAUUAGGUCAGGGCUACGGCUUGUUCAACCCUAUCAAGAUCAGUUUGUGAGAUAGAGUUGAUCAGGGUUCAAGCCACUUGUGAACUGUAUCCAAAAACCUUUGGGAAAGCGCUUUUGGUAUGAUAGUCUGUGCUACCAGCCAUUUGAUGAAAAGGAAAUGCUUUCAGAUGUUCUCUGUCACUUCAAAAACAAUUUGAGAAAGCACCUUUUGGCAUUAGUUUGUCAUUUGAUGAAGUGAAAAUGAAUCAUCAAGAUGGAUUUGUCUUAUACCCUAUUUCAAGUGGCCUUAUAUUCAUGGGUUGCACAUUUCGUCACAAUAUUGUUUUGAACGUUAGUUUUAGAUCAGAUGCCCAGCUGAACAUUCUACUCAAUGCAGUCUCAAUGGGUGUUGAGAAAGAUUUUGUCUAAAGUGCAUUACAUUGGCUUGGAAACAUGACAUUUCAAAAGGAGGCAAAUAAUUAGCAGGGCAGACCUUUGUCAUCAUUGUGAUGUCUUCAGAUUGACUUUAGAUACAGUAUAACUUUAGGUAGCUAGCUAAGAUUGAGGGGAGAGCACUGACAUUCUAGCCAGCUAACAUUAGCAUUGCUAGCUACAGUGCCUUCAGAAAGU